AUACGGUACAAAACAUUUCUAUGCCUUAAAUUAAUCAUACACACAACAUGGAAGACAGCAGACAGCAGAGAAAACAUGUGUCCUGUGAUUCAAUGACACAGAACAUCUUGCAUGUCAUUAAAAGAAAUUGUGGUGCUCUCGAUAUAGAGUCCAAAAGCAUUCUCGUCCAGAAACGCCAAAAAUCAUUGAAAGAUGGAGAUUUUUGUGUGCCAAAGGGGUGUUUUAAAAUUAAUGAAGAGGAGUUUCGUCAUCUUAAGGAGAAACUGAUAGAAGAGAGCAAGCCGUGGACAUGCCCAGUGAGAAAAGUGAUGUCAGAUCCAUACAACAGUUUACUGAUUUCUCUAGACAGGUCUCUCACCUACAAAAGUGUGAUAUCAUCCCUCAUCCAGUCAGAGGUUCCAUGUGCAAAGGUUUCAAAGAAUGAAAUAGAAAAUGACACUCAAAAGUGGAAUGACUCAAAGCCAUUGGAAAGGACUGUAUUAGUGCAUGUACCUGACUGUGGUGAUUGCAAGACUCUGGAACAGCUCAGGGCAUUAGUGCUGACACAGCAUGUUAUCAAUCUGUUGCAUGCUAAUGGGCUGAAAACCAAGCUUUCACUAUUGAAUAGUGAUGCAGACACUCAGAAAUGGAAAAAGCUGCUGAAUUUUAAUUUUGAUUACGUCCAAAGGAAAGAGGAAAAGUGUGUUGUUGAAAAUAUUCUUGAUCGAGCAAGACAUUCAGAAUACAGACUCUCUCAGAAAAGAUCAAAUGAAGAAGAUCAUUCAGUGCUUCAUACAGAAACCACAUCUGAAUCUGACCAUAAUACAGCUGAUGUAAAGAAACUGGAUAAGCUGGUUUUAGAUGCUGAAAAAUAUUUGGCAUCAACAUCAACAGAUAGUGGUGUUUAUGAUAAAAAUCUAGGAAAAGUUCAUCUCACUGAAAAAGGUGGAAUUACAGAUACGUUGAUUCAAAUGUCACACCUACAGACAUGCAUUGAAAAGAUGGACAAGUGUGAUUGUGUUUUACACAUUGUUCAAGACAAGAAAGGUUUUCAGCAGCAGAAGAUUGAUAUAGGCUUACAGAUGUUAGUAGAAGGAAUGCCUAAACAGGUUCAUAUGCUUUAUGGGUCAGUUACAGAAAGGAAAUCAGCAGCUACUCAGAAAUUGAACACAGAAGAAUUUUAUAGCUUAAGGUUUGGCCAAAUGAAGGAAGCCUCUGUGAUGAAGUAUGGAGAAUGUGUUAAAGGUCCUGGAUGGAACAAAACAAUAGAGAACUUAACCGUGGCUAGUAUGAAGUUUGAAUUGCUUCUUAAUGUUCCACGGAAUAUAGUGAAGCUGGAUCUAUCAGAGGGCAAUGACUUUGGGGGAGGGGUAGACAACCGAGCGGGGGCAUUUGUGAUGUACAACUGUGCAAGACUAGCCACUCUCUUCAAACAUUUCAACAAGGCUGUAGAUGAUGGAACAUACCCACCAUUACCUAGCUUGGAUUCCAUUGACUUUAGCUUGCUUAGAGAAGAGGAUGAGUGGUCCUUGUUUUUCCAUUACAUUUUCCCUUUCCAUGAUGUGGUCAGAAGUACAGUGACAGAACUGCUGCCUAGUAAAGGCAUCUACACCAAACUUGGCACCCACAAGAUAUGCAAUUACCUGAUUGGACUGAGCCGAAGUUUAAGUUCAUACUAUAGCCACACCCAUGUUCUUGUGGAAAAUCGUCCUAAUUUACUUCCAACCAUGUAUGCUCGUCUCUAUUUAUUGAAAGCUCUACACUUCGUGAUGACGGAAGGUCUACAUUUGUUGGGAGUUACUCCCGCAACCCAGCUUUAGUCUGUGAUAGAGUAUUGAAAAUGGACAGUAAUUCUUGCUUAUGUUAAAGCAUGGAGACAGAUGAUUGAUGAAACCUUGGGAUUUUUAUAGUGAAAGUUGUGAUGGACAAACACAGUUGAAUAUUUGUACAAUUAAGUCAUGUUGGAAAUAUUUAUGGAGAGGAUCUCUAAUAAAUGAAGACAUCUAAGAAAAGAAAAAUUAUUUUUUUAGAGG
Messenger RNA from Magallana angulata, 2012 nucleotides. RefSeq names its product DALR anticodon-binding domain-containing protein 3-like. The transcript has 13 exons. The coding region runs from base 48 to 1799 and encodes 583 amino acids. Gene Ontology annotation, biological process: arginyl-tRNA aminoacylation; tRNA C3-cytosine methylation. Gene Ontology annotation, molecular function: ATP binding; arginine-tRNA ligase activity; tRNA binding. NCBI's taxonomy places the organism in Eukaryota, Metazoa, Mollusca, Bivalvia, Ostreida, Ostreidae. The record is from RefSeq and is a predicted model, not a curated record.